Messenger RNA from Ilex paraguariensis (yerba mate), 723 nucleotides. The record is from the annotation of a GenBank genome assembly. Lineage: Eukaryota; Viridiplantae; Streptophyta; Magnoliopsida; Aquifoliales; Aquifoliaceae.
AUGUCUUUGAAUUUUGUACAUCAGGUAAACCAUUUUGGUAUGUUUGUGAGGCAUUUCUGCAGUCUUCCUGCAGCCACGGAUACUAUUCCUGCUAGGAUGGUACUUACAACACUUGAUUCUGCUGUUUAUAUGGCAACCGCUUCACCAUGUGGUCCUGUUCAUAUCAACUGCCCUUUUAGGGAACCGCUUGAAAAUAGUUCCAGAAAGUGGAUGUUGAGCUGUUUACAAGGGUUAGAUUUUUGGAUGUCAAGUGCUGAACCAUUUACAAGCUAUAUCCAACUGCAACAUUCUUUUGCACGCAAUGAUGCUCAAGGCCAUAUGGCACAAGUUUUAACAAUGAUACACGGUGCAAAUCGAGGGCUGCUAUUGAUUGGGGCAUUACAUACAGAGGAUGACAUAUGGGCAGCUCUUCUCUUGGCUAAACAACUUUUGUGGCCAGUUAUAGCUGACGUCUUGUCAGGUUUAAGGUUGAGAAAGUAUCUUACUUCUUUCUCUGGAUUUGAAGAGAAUAUUUUAUUCGUUGAUCAUCUUGAUCAUUUACUUCUCUCAAAUUCAGUCAAGGACUGGGUGCAACCUGANUCUUUCUCUGGAUUUGAAGAGAAUAUUUUAUUCGUUGAUCAUCUUGAUCAUUUACUUCUCUCAAAUUCAGUCAAGGACUGGGUGCAACCUGAUGUUAUCGUCCAGGAAAAUGAGGGGUUGGGAGUGGGUAAAGAUUUUCCAUAA